Molecule: messenger RNA, 1044 nt
Organism: Pyricularia oryzae 70-15
Lineage: Eukaryota; Fungi; Ascomycota; Sordariomycetes; Magnaporthales; Pyriculariaceae
Exons: 1
Coding region: 40-909 (289 amino acids)
Source: RefSeq, a predicted model, not a curated record
GAUGGCUGCAACUCAUCUUCACCACCCCCUCAUCACAAAAUGACCCAAUCAUGGCUGUCGACGGAUUUAAUCGAGCUGCAGCUCGGUCAGAUCGAUCUUUUGCUAGCCAUGUACCCGGAGAGCACGACGAUUGACGCCGACAACCAUCGCCGAGCUGAGGCUCUGCGAUCAAUCGUCGACGGGAGCUUGGCUAGUGACCCCCCCGCUUCCCUGUCGCUAGUCCUGAGCCUGGACCUCGACCGGACGGUGCGCGACUGUGGCUCGAAGCUCGACCUGGAAAUUUCCUUUUCCUUUGCGCAACCAGACGGCCCGGUCGAGCCUCCACCACCCCGCGGCCGCGUCCUGCAGCCGACCUGGCUCAGCAAAGCCGACACGUCCAGCCUGAACGCAAGCCUCCCUCCGGAGCUGCUGGCGGAUCUCGACAAGGAGGCGCUGGAGGCGCACGUGACCCAGACCCUGGCGGCGCUGCUGGCCCCCAAACCCUCCGCCGAGAGCCAAGAUCAGCCCAGAGACCUCGUCCGCGUCUGGUUUUACUUUCCUUCAAUCAGCACCCGGUCCAAGCGCGACGAUCUGGUGGAGCACGCGCCCCGCCACGGGCUGACGGGAUUCUUGAUCUCCGGCAAGCCGGGGAUGCUCUGCGUCGAGGGGUGCGCGGACGACAUUGACGCCUACAUGCGAUUCGUCCGCACCGAAUCGUGGCGCGACAUUCCUGCCGCCCACAAAAAGGUCAGCGAGCGGUUGAGGGAGGCCGGGGUGCAGAGGGUGUUUGACGACAUGCGCGAGGUAGAUUGUGGCGACAUGGGUGGGGAGAGGAGGGGCGAGCGCGCCAAUCGGCUGGAUAUGAAGGCUUUGGAAACAUGGCUGGUAGGCAAAGGGGUGGGGGAUGCUUUUGCAAAGGUGUUUAUGUGAAAGUGGUCAAAGACAUGAAUUCGUUGCUAGCAUAAUUAAGUACAGCUCAGCCAUUCAGCUAUUAUAUGAGCAAAUUUCCAAGACAAUAUGAAAUCUAUAAUUCUAGAACUAGAUACAGCCCAAUUUGGUCCAACA